Molecule: messenger RNA, 1113 nt
Organism: Fusarium tjaetaba
Lineage: Eukaryota; Fungi; Ascomycota; Sordariomycetes; Hypocreales; Nectriaceae
Product: alcohol dehydrogenase
Exons: 2
Coding region: 1-1113 (370 amino acids)
Molecular function (GO): oxidoreductase activity
Source: RefSeq, a predicted model, not a curated record
AUGUUGAAGGCAUCCAAAGAAUCAAGAGCCGCUCUACAGCGUAUAUUGCAUCUCGGCCAGGCUUCAGGAAAGCCAGGGGAAAUUUACUACCCCACUGAUGCCAACGGCAGUCUCCAGCUCAAAAGGACUGAGAAGCCUGUGCCUGGAGACCAUGAGGUCCUCGUCCAGCUCAAAGCAGCGGCUCUGAACCAUCGUGAUCUCUUCGUUAGACAACAUCAGUACCCCGCCAUAUCCCUCGACAACCCCAUGUUAUCGGACGGUUAUGGAGUGAUUACUGAAGUCGGGCGAGGUGUUUCUAAUAAGUCCCUACUCGGAGAAAACGUACUCCUGACUCCGAUGCGUGGCUGGAAAUCUGAUCCGGCUGGCCCAGAGGACUCUAAAAAAUGGUCCAUUACCGGGUCUACAAGUCUCUAUGACGUAGGCACAGCGCAAGACUAUGUGUGCGCUCACAAGGACGAGGUUGUUCCGGCCCCAAAACACCUGUCUGCCACGGAGGGUGCGGCUCUACCACUGGUAGGACUUACAGCAUGGAGGGCACUUGUCACCAAAGCUGCUGUCCAGCCAGGACAGAACGUUCUCAUUACCGGUAUUGGAGGCGGCGUUGCUCUCUCAGCCUUACAGUUCGGCGUGGCUAUGGGUGCCAACGUCUUCGUUACAUCUGGCAGUGAAGAAAAGCUCCUUAGAGCUAGAGGCUUGGGUGCACAAGGCGGUGCGAUUUACAAGCUGGAGAAGUGGGAGGCAGAUAUUCGCCGUCAGCUUCCGCCAUCAAGACCUUUUAUCGAUGCCAUCAUUGAUGGUGCGGGCGGUGAUAUCGUUGUCAAAGCUGUAAAGCUUCUUAAACCUGGUGGCGUUAUUGUUCAAUAUGGUAUGACUAUCUCACCGAAGAUGAAUUGGACUAUGCCAGCUGUUCUUCUGAAUGCGGAGUUGAAAGGAACUACAAUGGGUUCUAGGCAAGAGUUUCGGGAUAUGGUUGCCUUCGUCGACCGCGAAGGGAUCCGACCAGUCAUCAGUAGAGUAGUGCAAGGCCUGAGUAACCUCAAGGACAUUGAUGGGCUUUUCGACGAUAUGAAAGCUGGACGACAGAUGGGUAAGCUUGUUAUUACAAUAGACUAG